Messenger RNA from Xenopus laevis (African clawed frog), 1577 nucleotides. It is a transcript of the gene lta.L, whose product is annotated as lymphotoxin alpha L homeolog. Gene Ontology annotation, biological process: immune response; positive regulation of extrinsic apoptotic signaling pathway; positive regulation of canonical NF-kappaB signal transduction. The coding region runs from base 109 to 735 and encodes 208 amino acids. The record is from RefSeq and is a predicted model, not a curated record. Gene Ontology annotation, molecular function: cytokine activity; tumor necrosis factor receptor binding. The transcript is spliced from 4 exons. Gene Ontology annotation, cellular component: membrane; extracellular region. NCBI's taxonomy places the organism in Eukaryota, Metazoa, Chordata, Amphibia, Anura, Pipidae.
CUUGCCUUUGUGCUCUCUAUAAAUCAGACCAUGGUUUCACACUCCUGACAGAUCUCAGAAGCUAAUAUACCAGAACCAAAGGACACCGCAAUCACAUUUUUGUCCAGAAUGAUCUGCGUCCCUAAGAGGUUGAUUUUGAGAAGACACUUAAUAGGUGCACUCCUGACCUUCCUCUGCAUCAUUUGCCCUGCAUGUGGCACACCAACUCAGAGAGAACUGCAUCAAAUACAGAAGGCUCCUGACCAACAAGGUACUCAAAUUAAAGUUAAAGACACUACAAGCAGAAAACCUGCAGCACAUUUAGAAGCCAAUCCCUUCAUCAGAAACUCGCUAAACUGGAGGAGUGAUCUUGACAACUCCUUCAUUUGUUGUGGGCUGUUACUUAACAACAACACCUUGCAAAUCACCAAGAAUGGCCUUUAUUUUGUGUAUACUCAGGCCACUUUCAUGGGGGACACUUGCCUUGAUGGAAAGUCAAUUUUCCUGUCACAUAGUGUGGUGCUUCAGUCCAAGCAAUUUGGAGAACAGAGUUCCCUGCUGAGUGCACAGAAGACAGCAUGCAGCGAACAUCGUAAUCCAAGAUCCCAUGCAUCAAGUAUGACAUGGAGUAGAUCCAUAUUUUUGGGAGGGACAUUUGCUCUUGCGAAUGGAGAUAUACUAUAUACUGUGACCCAGGGACAAAACCAUCUGACACUAGAGCCUGGAAUGGCUUACUUUGGCCUCUAUGCCGUAUGAGAUUAGGAUACAUGCAAAUAUUUAUUGUUUCUUUCACAUGUAUUUGUACAAGGAAAGAUUAAUUGCAGACAACUUAUAUUUAGAAAGAAUUGAUUAACAUGAUAGAUAAGUGAUUAUGGGCAUGAUUGUGCCAGGUCUCUGAGAGAGCUGGUUCUGAGAAUCGCAUUGCUACAACUGAAUAUGGCCACUGGCAAGUUCUCAGUAACAUGUUAAGGGUUUCUGAACAAUUGCAUGUUUACCCAGUGUUAGGAAGUAUAUUCACUUAAGGAAUAGUUCUAUUUAUUCCUGAAUAUAAUCUAUGGCACAUAACAUACACAGUAAAUUUCAUGUAUUGAGAAAUAAGAAAGAGUAAAUUGCCAAAUUUACAUAAUUAAAAAAAUUGUUUCAUUUUUAGUAUCCCAUAGCAACCAAUCAGAUAAUUGGCUACAUGCUGACAAUUUACUGUGAGUUACUAGAACUGGGACUAUUUUUUUAGGAUGUCUGCCACAUGGUCAGAAGGAUUAAUGAACGUAGACCAAUGAACACACAAGCAGAUGUCAUCCUCAUUUGAGUGCUGAAUUUGUGGACACAAUGUUAUCAAAGACAGCCUUUUUCCAUGGGGCAUAUUUACCAAUGGGUGAAAAAGAGCUUGCCAUAGUUACACAAUGUUUUAUUCAUUUGUAUGGGAUUUUAGGAAGAAUUUUAUGUGAUUUUUUGUAUACCCUUAAAUAUAUAUAUGCUUUUUUAAAUCCUAUUGAAAAUGGACAGAGCUGCAAAAUAUAAACUCACUGUGGUGAGCUCUAUUUCACCCAUUGAUACAUGGCAAAUAAUCCUAUUGGGGUUUUUUAAAUGUUCUUAAGUAA